ACACAUUCCUAUAUGUACUCAAACGUAAUGCUUCGAUCAAAUUGUACGUAGCUCUAAGUGCAUAACUAGCCCUAGUUCUAGCUUGCAAGCUCCUGUUACGUAAUACUCGAAAGUUCCGAAUCUAGGCUUUCCAGCAAAGCUUUAUCGAUAAAUAGCAAAUAGUUGUCCGUGUGAAGUGUCUGAAGUGGCAGGUCGGAGGGUCCAGUGCUAAUAUCGCGUUAUCUAAUGAUGAUUGGUGUGUAACGGUGCGUCGGUGCGUCGUUAUGUAGGCGGCGAAGUGGCAGCACGUGAAUGGACGGGCGCAGGAUCGAUAGAGCGGAGUGCGCAGGCCCGCUCGCCGGCACACAGCUGGCGGCUUCGCACCCGCUCGACUCGCUCAACCUGUGCCUCAGUGUCCGCACUGAGGGGGCUAAGUGUAUCAGCUCUAUCUCGAACAUGUUCCAGUGUUAUCGUCGCCUCUAAACGAUGUAAUGUUCCGUCUGUCAAUACGACAGGCUCUAUGGGCGCUGGCGCUGCUCUGCGCGCUGGCGCCCUCGCAUGCCGAUGGGAACAUAGGUUGCUUAUUCAGCGCAUCAUUAUGCGUGGAGGGGGUGGAAUGGUGCUAUGACGAUUUCGCCUUCGGUAAAUGUAUACCGGUGUAUGAAAAGGAAGUGGAGGAGGGGUCGCUCUUUCAGUAUGACAUGAGCUCAGAGCAGCUGCAGUGGUUCGAAGGCGAGCUGCAGCGGCUGGCCUCCCGCGGCUACCGCUGGGAGCAUGCGUACACGCAGUGUGUGCUGCAAGCCAUGCUGUACACGCUGAGACAAGACCUUGACCCAGCUACUGUGAACACAAAGAUAUGUGACCAUUUCGCUGACCCGAAACUAAGCACCACUUCGGAGGAUAACCCUGAUGAAAAUGCUGAGGAGAUGGAACCUGAUGAGACAGCGUAUGUCCGCUUUACUCCAAACUCAGCACUCGCAGACUCGAACUUCGCGAAUGAGGUUUACAACCCACCCCUAACACCAGAUGAUGACCCGACUGCGUUUAUACCGAAAGAUAAUGAACAACCCGAACCCGAAACUCCGAGUGACAAAUUACGUGAUUUGAUGCUAAUGGGUGGAAACGAGGAAUCCCCCAUUAUUCUACCAUUUUCAGGAUUCAGAGAACGAAUCCUUGCCCAGAAAGAAGCAAAACCCGUGAACGACGUUAGCUCUUUACCCAGAGUUAUGAUCGACAAAGAGAAGAAAUCGGUUCUUGGUGAGAAUGAACCUAAUAUGGCGUACUCUGAUGAAGAACGCUUGGGUGCCCAUUUCCGCAAGUACAAGACCAAAGCUCCACCAUUCACUGCGGAAUAUAUCACAAGCAACAGGUUUUCACCUCUUGACGAAGAAAUUCGAUCCAAUGCUUGGAAGAACUACAAACAUAGUUUUGCUGAGAAACAUUUCCCAUUCGAGUAUGAAAAUCCGGGUGAACUACCUGAACCAAGGGUCUACAUUGAUGAAGAUGGUCUGGAUGAGUUUCCCAUUGAUGCAGGUAGUGGAGAGCUCGAUCCUUACCAUAUGAAAGAUAACUCACCGGUAGUAGAUGCAAAGCAUAACAAACAAAUGGAGGAAUAUUUCAUGAAGUACUGGCGUGAUGUGAUUGACUCUAAACAAAAGCCUCAAGGCGCCCUGUACGCUGAGGGCGGGCCGCUGCGAGCUGACGAGCUGCAAGGUGAAAAUCCAAAAUUUUAUCCCGAGGAUAUUCAAGAUUUGCUUAAUAACGAAUGGGGCUUUAAGCGUAGGGAAAGAGAUGAUGUUAAAAAGCCUGGGCCGCGCCUGGACGCAAAAACAUUAAAGAUUUUAUACCACAAUAAUUCAGUGACAGCUCAUGGCGUUCAACCCGCGGAAAAGGAAGAAAAGUCGGGGGGCCACGAUCAUAAUGAUUAUGAUUAUGACCCAUCAUAUGCUUACGUCGAGUUCAAGAACAGGUUCCUAACUGACUGGGAGAAAGGCAUCUCAUUUAUUUCAAGACUAGAAGAAAUGCUUGGUUUAGAGAAAAACACUUUUACAAACCCCCGAGUUGAUCCAAGUGAGGUUACAUUCAAAGUUGAGAAAAAUAACAAGGGGUAUGAUGCAAUGGAUGUAGCGCAUCAAGUUGAUGAAAUCAAGGAGGAUUUACGACGUCAAACCGGAGCUCAAAUUCUUUCCACUGGCAUCGGUGACAGGAGUAAACGCCCAGUAAGCCACCAUAUUGACGCACCUGAACCAAUCCUUGGCUUGGACUUGCCUGUACUGUCAGCUCUCAUUGGAAGUCUGUUAGUGCUGGUGAUAGGAGCCGUGGUCUUCGCUGUACUGUUGAAGCGAGACAUGAGUGCUAAGAGGAAAUUGAACGGCCUGUCCUCUGCCGCUGAGAUUGAUGCUGAAGCUACUAGAGACUAUCAGGAAUUGUGCCGUGCUCGUAUGUCUGGUAAAUGGACUGGUCAGCAGACGGCCGCCGCUCCCCCGCACCCUGCCGAGCCCCCGCAACGCAUCACCUCGCUUUCCAAGGAACCUGAAGGCAAUUCUCCCUCAACUCGAUCCAGCACAUCGUCGUGGAGCGAGGAACCAGCUCUAACUAACAUGGACAUCUCCACCGGACACAUUGUUCUUGCUUACAUGGAAGAUCAUCUGCGCAACAAAGACCGCCUCGAGCAAGAAUGGCGAGCCCUAUGCGCGUAUGAAGCUGAGCCCUGCACGACCACCGCAGCCCUGAAGCAGGAGAACACUGGCAAGAACCGAUAUGCUGACGUCCUGCCCUAUGAUCACUCCAGGGUCACGCUGAACACGCUGUCUAACCACCUCGGAUCUGAUUAUAUCAAUGCUUCGACUAUCACUGACCACGACCCGCGCAACCCAGCAUACAUCGCGGCGGCCGGCCCGAUGGCGCACACGGCUCCUGACUUCUGGCAGAUGGUAUGGGAGCAAGGCAGCGUCGUCAUGGUAAUGCUGACACGUCUCACCGAGAACGGACAACAGCUGUGCCACCGCUACUGGCCUGAAGAGGGAUCUGAACUUUAUCAUAUCUAUGAGGUGCAUCUGGUGAGCGAGCAUAUCUGGUGCGACGACUACUUGGUGCGCAGCUUCUACCUGAAGAACCAACGCACCGGCGAGACUCGCACUGUCACGCAGUUCCACUUCCUCUCCUGGCCUGAGAACGGCGUCCCAUCAUCGACCAAGGCUCUGCUGGAAUUCAGGAGAAAAGUGAACAAGUCGUACCGAGGAAGAUCGUGCCCCAUCGUUGUCCACUGCAGUGACGGAGCCGGUCGGUCAGGCACGUACUGCCUCAUCGACAUGGUGCUGAACCGCAUGGCGAAGGGCGCCAAGGAGAUCGACAUCGCCGCCACGCUGGAGCACAUCCGCGACCAGCGCACGCGCACCGUCGCCACCAAGCAGCAGUUCGAGUUCGUGCUUAUGGCUGUUGCUGAAGAGGUCCACGCGAUACUAAAAGCUUUGCCAGCGCACCUGCAACAACUGCAAGAGAAAAAAGACAAAGAUAAGGAAAAGGAAAAAGAAAAAGAUGGCAGCGACAAGGAAAAAGAGAAGCCUAACUAAACCGCGCACCCAACAGGAACACGUUACGUUAUAUUAUUGAACCUAUCAUAAGUAUUCUAUCAUUGUGGAAUUGAUGUAUUUCUAUCAACUCCCGAGUUGAGAAUUUCGCUACGUAAAACGAAAUUAGAGGUGACACUAUGAAUUUAUUACUUUUUUUAUCACUUGGCUGUAUAAUAGGUAAACCCCAACUUGACAUCCAGGAUAGCAUUUUCUCUUCACAAUUGGAAAUUCUUAACUUCGGGUUGUCUAGCUUGACGAUACUUGAACCACAGGGAAGUUGGCAAACGUUUACAUAAGGCAAGGAUAAACUGACUGUGUCUACGUGAGGUGUGCCGCUAACUAUGGCAUUUAUUUUUCUAAAGCUUUUAAUAUUUUCUUAAGGUAGCUUCACAAGAGCCUAUAUUUAUUAUAUUUAGAAAUUAAAAAACACAAACUAUUAAGUUUCUUUGUUAAAUAGCAGAUACUUAAGCUUUUUAUUGGAGUGUUGGAGACAUGGUCAAUUGUUAGAGUAUCAAUACUAAAAGAUUUAUUCUAUGUUGUUUACCUUUUAGUUUAUUCAUUACCGUAACUUAAAAAUAAUUGUAACUCUAAUUAAUGAAAUAGCUGAUUUAUAUUAAUAGAAUUUCUAAUAUUAGCUACAAAUUAUGAUUUUAAACUGCGUUUAUUAGUUUUUAGUUCGUGUUAUAAUUUACUGUCGUGCAUAAAAUGCGUAUCCUGUGAAUUGAUCUAGUCAGUUACAAGUUAUUUAAGCCAGUUUAUAGUCCGUUUCUAUGUAAUAAAUGUUUAUUUAAUUGCUUAUUUUAACAAUGGUCACAUCUGUAGCGUUAAUUUUAAAAGUUUUAUUCGAGUAGUUAAUUUAAAAUAUUGUUAACAAGAUACGAGUAGUGCUACUGACCAUCGUUAAAAUAAAUUGAUCGUAAUUAAUUGCUUUCUGUUAGGUCAUCGUGUCUAAAGGUUUUUAAGUCAUAUUGUAAUAAGUACAUUGUUAUAUGUAUAGAUCUACAUUUUGCAACGUAUAUACUACCUAGAACUUAUAACAACAAAGAUAAGAGAUCUAUGUCUUUCCCAAUCAUAUCCUGAAUCAACGGAAUACCUGAGAAAUAUAAUCAGAUUUAAAAAAUCAAAAUUAAAUAUUUACAGAAUGUAGCAAAACCAUAGAUACCUACAUACUAAUACGUGUUAUGUACGAGAUUUAUAUAAGAUAUAUUUAUUGCAUAUUAUGUGGAAAAUGUAAAAAAAAAUUAAAACCUACCCACGAAAUUAUGGAUGUAGUAUUUAGAUAUAAGAGAAAAUAUAUUUAACCGUAUUUCUGUAUGAAAUUAUAUGUAGUUUUUAUGUGAA
Helicoverpa armigera (cotton bollworm) is the source of this 4892-nucleotide messenger RNA. It is a transcript of the gene IA-2, whose product is annotated as receptor-type tyrosine-protein phosphatase N2. Gene Ontology annotation, molecular function: protein tyrosine phosphatase activity. Gene Ontology annotation, cellular component: synapse; secretory granule. Bases 471 to 3551 code for a protein of 1026 amino acids. The record is from RefSeq and is a predicted model, not a curated record. The transcript has 23 exons. NCBI's taxonomy places the organism in Eukaryota, Metazoa, Arthropoda, Insecta, Lepidoptera, Noctuidae. Gene Ontology annotation, biological process: regulation of secretion; protein dephosphorylation.